GAGGACUAAUAGUCAUAACUAAUAACUAGCUUCAAGUACACUAACAAUAACUGAACUGUUGGUCCAACAUGUCCUGUAGAAGUCGGGAUACCGAGGACAACUGUGAGGGACAGAGUGCGCUCAAGGAGGAACUGAACAGAAAGAUCAAGGAGCAGAAAGUCGUGGUGGACGAGCUCUCCAACCUGAAGAAGACCAGGAGAGUUUUCAUCCAGCAGAGGAACAGUAACAUCUUCUUCCUGGCGGACAGAGGUCAGACGCUGGGUUCAUGCAAAAAGCAGCUGGAUAGUAUGAAGAAGGAUCUGCAGGAGAUGUGAGACGCCUUCACCACAACCAUGUGUGGAAUCUUCUGUGUGCUGAGUCGGUCGCCCGCUCACUUGGAGCGGGACAGAGCCGUGGAUGAACACUUGAGAAGGCG
Scophthalmus maximus (turbot) is the source of this 415-nucleotide messenger RNA. Its product is annotated as ASNSD1 upstream open reading frame protein-like. Lineage: Eukaryota; Metazoa; Chordata; Actinopteri; Pleuronectiformes; Scophthalmidae. The record is from RefSeq and is a predicted model, not a curated record. The coding region runs from base 69 to 314 and encodes 81 amino acids. The transcript has 4 exons.